Messenger RNA from Gryllus bimaculatus (two-spotted cricket), 216 nucleotides. The record is from the annotation of a GenBank genome assembly. NCBI's taxonomy places the organism in Eukaryota, Metazoa, Arthropoda, Insecta, Orthoptera, Gryllidae.
AUGCCUCCCACAAUCUGGUUUGAAAUUCUUUGGCAGUGCCAAUUAUAUCUUGUGCCUCCGUUAUUCCUCUGCCAACAACAGCAACAUCAGCCCCAUUUAGAACAACAUGUUCUGGCACAAGUGAAGAUGAUUGGCAAACUAUUCCAACCACGAAGUCAGAAUGAGUCAUGGCAAGCUUCACUGCAGCUGCAAGAAAUCAAUGUAUAUGAACGAUAA